This is a messenger RNA of Ctenopharyngodon idella (grass carp), 2069 nucleotides long. RefSeq names its product zinc finger protein 432. NCBI's taxonomy places the organism in Eukaryota, Metazoa, Chordata, Actinopteri, Cypriniformes, Xenocyprididae. Gene Ontology annotation, molecular function: RNA polymerase II cis-regulatory region sequence-specific DNA binding; DNA-binding transcription factor activity. The transcript is spliced from 2 exons. Bases 208 to 1986 code for a protein of 592 amino acids. Gene Ontology annotation, biological process: regulation of transcription by RNA polymerase II. The record is from RefSeq and is a predicted model, not a curated record.
UUAUCAUUAACGUCAGUAACAUCUGAAGAAACAACAUUGAGGCUUUGUUUUGAACAUCUCUGGCUUUACUUUAUAUUUAAAACGUCUUAAAGUAGAAUUGUCUAUUAUGAUCAAAGGUUAGCAAGCAGUCUGAAUGCAAAUAUCAGCUUGUUUUCAUAGUCUAAUCAUUCCAUAUUAAAGCCCAAUUUCAGUUAGACCGUAAAUAUUAUGGUACAUAAAUGUGUGGUAGGUGGUUGUCCGAACCGAUCGGACAACAUUAUCCAUUACAUGUUACCCGAGGAUCCGAAAAGACGGAAUCUUUGGUUAAAGUUUAUUGAAGACAGUAAAGCUGAUGAAGAAAACGCGAACUCUUCAUCCCGGGUGUGCGGGGAUCAUUUCUCCGAGGAGAACUACUUCAAAAUGGAUCUGGGUUACACCACAUGCUUGAUACUAAGCGUGGAUGCUGUUCCUACAGUAUUUACUGUUAGUCGAUCAUCUGAGACUGAAAAGGAGAUAGGGGAAGCAGAAGAUGAGAGUGUGGAAAAUGACACAUGCAAAAUCACAAUUUCUGAGGCCAUUUCACUUGCGUGCGUCAAAGAGGAGCCUCUUGAAUAUGAGCUGAGUUCCAACAUGACAUCUGGACAAGAGCAGAAUUCCUCACUGGAUGAGUGUGUUAAAUAUGAGCAGAGCGAACUGGCCGUUACAGAGGACUGUAUUUCGACUGUAAUUUUAGAGGAUAAAAAAGAUCAUGUCAAAAGAAAGUAUAUCAGCUGUUUAACUUGUGGCCAGAGGUUUCGUAGUAAACGCAACCUAAUGAAGCAUCAACGUGCUAAUCACGGUAAAAAGAAAAACAAAUCUGAAGUUAAAGAAAAGUUUCAUGUGUGUUCAACUUGUGGUGAGAGGUUUGAUGAAAUGAGUCUCCUUUUGCGGCAUCGAGCCAUACAUGCUAAGGAGAAUCCCGAUAGGAGGUUUGUGUGCCAACAGUGUGGAAAAGGCUUUGCCCAUCAAGCUUUUUUGAAAGCUCACCAGAAAGUUCACGAGGAUGCGGAGUCGACCAUGCCGUUCACCUGCCACUUAUGUCCCAGACGUUUUGGUUACAAAGUUGCUCUCAUUGCUCACAUGAAGCAUCACUCGUCCAAACUUACGUGCAUCUGCCCCAUCUGUGAAAAGACCUUUCAGUUCAGGGGUUCCCUCAUUCAGCACCUCAAAUCGUCUCAUGCUGGGGAAAAACUCUUGUGUAAGACCUGCGAUAAGGGUUUUCUAAGAGUCAAUGGCUACAUCAAACACAUGGACAAACACAAUGUGAUGACCCCAUUCUACUGUGACAUCUGCAAAAUUUAUCUCUCACAGCGAGGCUACAUGGCACACAUGCUCACCCAUGAGCAGAAGCCAGAGGAGUCCGUUGAGAACCAACCAAACGCUAUCGAUAUGAACAGUUCAGAAGAAGGAAUUGAGCCCGUGAUGGAGCCGCUCAGCGAAGAUGAAAUGGAAGUUCUUGCGGAGAGUUCAAUGGAUCGUUCAAUGGAUUCUUCAACAUUGGAGGAUGUGGAGUCUGGAAAGGUGGUUCCGGAAAAGGAACUUCCCCAAGAUAACCAUGAACCACCAACAGUUGAGGAUGUGGAGUCUGAAAAUAUGGUUCUGGAAAAGGAACCUCCCCAAGAUAACCCUGAACCACCAACAGUUGAGGAUGUGGAGUCUGAAAAUAUGGUUAUGGAAAAGGAACCUCCCCAAGAUAACCAUGAACCACCAACAGUUGAGGAUGUGGAGUCUGAAAAUAUGGUUCUGGAAAAGGAACCUCCCCAAGAUAACCCUGAACCACCAACAGUUGAGGAUGUGGAGUCUGGAAAGAUGGUUCUGGAAAAGGAACCUCCCCAAGAUAACCAUGAACCACAAACAGCUGAGGAUGUGGAGUCUGGAAAGAUGGUUCUGGAAAAGGAACCUCCCCAAGAUAACCAUGAACCAUCAACAGUUGAGGAUGUGGAGUCUGGAAAGGUGGUUCUGGAAUAGAAACCUCCUCGAGAUAACCAUGAACCAUCAACAGUUGAGGAUGUGGAGUCUGGAAAGGUGGUUCUGGAAUAGAAACCUCCUCG